Molecule: messenger RNA, 2323 nt
Organism: Exophiala oligosperma
Lineage: Eukaryota; Fungi; Ascomycota; Eurotiomycetes; Chaetothyriales; Herpotrichiellaceae
Exons: 3
Coding region: 1-1209 (402 amino acids)
Source: RefSeq, a predicted model, not a curated record
AUGGGGGAAGAACCUAGUCGCCUUUUGCACGAGGAGCUGCAAAGCCGGACUCUCAACGUACUGUUUACAGAUGAACAGUUUGUACAACAGUUCCAAAAGGCACUUGAUCGAGAUCCAUUAACGGAAGCUGCGUUGCGUGGUAUCAAACCCUUUGUGAUUCCGAGCAACCGAACCUCUCGUCGCGCUGCUGCUGAAAAACUUCCGGUUGACACAAAACUCUCCGACAGCGUUCAAGAGCUCUGCGACCGAUUGAAAGAGAAUCCUUCAUGUUUGACCGUCCGUGAGGACCUUCAGACAAGGCAGAAUGCAGUCAAGGUCGAUGAUCCCCUUUCCGUUCACGGGCUGCACACGGACGUGGAAGACAGUGCACAACUCUACGAGGUUACGGACUCGUUGUUAUGUAUUCUCAUGAAUUGGUAUACUUCAAAGAGUAGUCCGGAAGAAUUUGCCCAACAAAUUUUCGAAUCAAAAUGUGCUCACAUUCAAGACAAGCUCGAAGCAGAGGAGGAAAAACGGAGUAUCAUUGCGAACUGUCGACGACGAAGCCUCUCCGGCAGCAAGAUAUAUACCUUUUGCUCAGAUUUUAUCGAAGACCCGGGCGCAGUUUUCCACCUUCCUCGAGAGGUCAAAGCGAUGAUUGUUGCUAUAGGCCUGCCGAAUAAAAGCUUUCGAGACAUCCAUGACAUCCUCUCUCGACGGUUAAUAGAAAAAGGAAUCAAAAUCCAUGCUAAAGAAAAUAGAGGAGCAGAAAUUCUUCAGAGAAUGAAGUCGGUUGUUGACGAAGCCACCUUGCGUUGGCACACUCCAGUAGUGGCUGGCGGUGCUCCUCGAAACACGUCUGCUGUGGCGCCAGCCGCCAUCCCUUCGCAACAGAGAGACGCAAUAAACGACAACGAAAACCUUGAGGCUGUGACGCCGGUAAACCAGACAACCGUCGUUGGUGCGUCCCGCCUGGCAAGAGACGAGCAUAUAUCAUGGGACUCCGGUGUGGGCGUCGGUGGCGAUCCUUGCCACGCUUCACCAGUCCCCGGAGAAAGUCCUUCCACUCUCAGCGCCCAUGCAGUCAGUGGAAGUGUUUUAGAGGAGCCCGAAAGCGACAACAUUGGCCGGACCAAGCGUCGCCGUCUAGAUCAACCGAACAUGGAGCCGCUCGAUAGGCUAGGUCCCGAAGGUGAGUAUCGUUCCCGGGCCCAGUCACACCUGACCUGACUUUGUAGACGAUCGAAUUGACCAAACAUUGUCGGUCGACGGUACGAUAUUGCCGGAAGAGGGUCAAACGAGUAAUGCCACGGUGAUGGCUUACGAUGACUUGGACUGGUCGUUCUGGAUCAACAUGGCCGAAGAUGUCGACUUCAACUACAAUUUGUUUCACCCAUCCCAAUCGGAAUUCCUACCAGCCGACGAGCCGACGACGAAUUUCUAGCAUUCUUAAUCCCCACCGCUUCGGAAUUGGACCUGGCUUAGGCCGUCAAUGCCGGGUCGUUCUCAUCGCCUUGAUUCUCCGCGAUUUUCACUAGUUUGCAUUCAACAAUCAUUGAACCAAAACUCCCGCUCUGCAAUGUCACGCCCUCCGACCCAUGAACCGUAAGAACAUCGCCGUCCUGCAAAUCAUAAGGCUGGUAAAUGGCCGCGACCCGUGGUUCGAUAAGUUUUUCGAUGGGAAAAGGGGCUGGCGACUGUUGCAAUGUCGUCGAUGGCAACCCAGGGUCAUUUUGGUUCGAGUCGACGGAGAAACCCCCAUCACGAGUGGUUGGUUCCUCGACGUUGGCAGGAGCAGAGUGAAGGGAAUAAGAGCCUGCCGGAGCAACUGCAUUCUGUGGCAAGGUCGGAGCUGAUUUCUCUCUGCUGGCAUGUUCUCGGUAGCACUGACAGAGUUGAACAUUCAUGAUAACCAACACUUGAUUUCCAGUUGCCUUGAGACCGGCCGUAGUCACAAGCCACUUUGGGUCGCUUGUGAUCUCCAGACGGAGGCCUUGAUGUUCAUACAGGGAGCGGACAGCUGGGUGCUUCGGAGCGGUUAGAAGGCUUUUAUGGCGCGCGACAAAUAUGUCAUACUAACACAACAUUUGAGGUAUACCUGGUAAAACUCGUGGAAUUGGGGAUGAUCUUGCUCCCAGGUGGGCGAAAGUGGCAGUUCCCACUGAUGUUUCCACCGGCCUUUCCGGUCACGUAUUUGGACCAAGUCGUUAAUAUGUAGAAUGACGCAUUUGACGACAUUUCGUACUUCCUGAGGAGCUCUGAAGGUGUGCAUCUUGAAGCAGUGAAAAAUUUGUAUCGAGAUGACCUCUCAAUCGCGAAGCUCGCUCAAGUGCGCGGAAUGGAA